This is a messenger RNA of Closterium sp. NIES-67, 2755 nucleotides long. Lineage: Eukaryota; Viridiplantae; Streptophyta; Zygnematophyceae; Desmidiales; Closteriaceae. The record is from the annotation of a GenBank genome assembly.
GGAACAUUCAAACGUCGAGCGUCCAGUCCAACGUUUCAUCCUCUGCUUUGCUGUCAACAGAGCCAAGGCAAGGUGGAGAAGGCACAGGUGAAUUCAGGCCGCCAUGGCUGGUUGCGCCCAUAUAGAUUUUUCCGAGCGGAGAUGAAACGCGAUGCGACUGGCCCACCGUAAGGCGAAGCAUUCGCAGCCACGAGCCACGAUACGAAGUUUCUUCGAAGCUCCGCCGCUACCAGGACACACGAAGUUUCCGAUGUCCAGCAGUGCUGUCAUCAGACGUAGCUUCCGAUGCCUUGCUCUUACGGCCGGAGUCGCUUUAUGCCUUUCGCUCGCGUACUUUAUCGCAGCCGACUAUUAUGUUCUUCGCAACCCCCCCGAAUGUCUCUCCUCUCUCAACGAAACUAAAUGCGUCGCCGAAUUUCGCUUCGCGCGGCAAUCCCUGGGCGCGUUCUCCGCCUCCAGGCGCACCGUGAUUCGCGCUCUCGUGAAUCGGGUCCAAGCGCAAGUCACGGCGGCCCUGCCGCUGUUUGAGGAGAUCAAAGCCGACAUGACGAGCAGGACUAACUACACGGAGAUUAUAACGGGGGAAUGCGCGGACCAGGCGGGUAUCGCGCUGUACCACUUGCGACUGGCGGACGAUCGGCUCUCCGUAGGCACCGCUCGUGGCGCCGCAGUCGGCGCUGCUGACGGCGCAACCGACCGCGCAACUGGCAUUGGAACUGGCGGCGGAACUGGGGACGGUGGGGGAGGCGGAAUGGCGGGUGUGCCGUACUGGCUGUCGGCCGCGCAGCGUCAGAUGCGCAACUGCAUGAGCGCGCUUAAUUACUUCACAGGGCCCUCGCUGCGGUGUGCGGCUGGGGAUACUCUCAAGACAGUAACCGAUCAGUGCGAGUCUCUCCUAGAAGCAGCCGUGGCUCUGGCCUCUGCUGACGUGUCACUCUCUGAUCCUGCCACGUGUACGGAACAGCAACAGCAGCAAGGGGAGGGCACGGGGUACGAGGCACCAGCGUGGGUGGACAUGGGACUAUACCAGCAGCUGAAGGCGCUGCAGACGAGAAUGCAGGCAGAGACUGCAGCAGGCGCAGGCCGCAAUGCGGAUAGCAGUGUAAACAGCAGUCUGGGCGGCAAUCUGGUCGGCAAUCUGGGCGGAAGUCUGGAAGGCGAUAUGGGCGGCAGUGUGGGCGGCGUUGCAGGUGGCAGUACAGGUGGUGGGCAUGUGGGUGGACCAUGGCUCCGGGAAGCAGGAGCCAGGGAAUUGACGCCGGAUGCAGUGGUUGGUGUUGAAGAGCAAUACACUCGCAUUCAACAAGCCCUUGACGUGGCACUGUCAGUGCAGGAAACUGCUCGGCCUUUUAUCGUUUUCAUUCGGGCGGGUCGGUAUGAGGAGAAGGUGCGGGUGGGGCGGGAGGGAGUGGUGCUGGUGGGGGAGGGCAGCGACCGCACGAUCAUCACUGGCAACGACAGUGUCACCGGGGGUUCGUCUACGUAUGGCUCUGCCACUGUUGCCGUGGACCGAGGCCUGUUCAUGGCAGUGGGGAUACGGGUAGAGAACACAGCAGGGCCACGUGGCAAGCAGGCAGUGGCUCUCAAAGCCUCUGGCGAUCGCUCCGCUUUCCUCGAGUGCGCGUUCACCGGGCACCAGGACACGCUCUGUGUCGACUCCGGGCGGCAGUACUACAGCAACUGUUUCAUCUCGGGGUUCACGGAUUUCAUCUUUGGUGAUGCUGCUGCGCUGAUCGACCGAUCGACGGUGGAGAUGCGCGCGGGGAAACCGACGGUUGAGAUCACAGCGUCGGGGAGGGAGACUAAUACCCCGACGGGGAUUGUGAUUCGCGGGUGUAAUGUUACCGCGGAGGAGGGGGUGAGGGAGGGGUCGUUUGGGCGGCCCUGGAAGAGCUGUGCCCGUGUCGUGAUGAUUGACAACUACUUGCCUGAGAGCAUGCAGGCGGCAGGGUGGAGCACAUGGAAUGGCGACACACGGGGCGACUGCGUCUGCUAUGCUGAGAUUGGAAGCUAUGGUCCGGGCGCUGCUGGCACUAAUGGCACUGCUGCUGGUGCUGGUGCUUCUGGCGCUGCUGGUGCUGCUGGCUUUGCUGGUGGAUCUGAUGGUGCAGCAGGGAGAGCGUCAUGGGCAAAGCCAGGCCUGAUUCCCGCCUCUCACCCUCACUGCCCUCGCUACUUCCUGGGUCGAGGAAUGUAGCAACUAUCUAAGCCAGGUUUGUAUGAAUUUCAUUCCAUAGCUCUGUUUUGCUAUGCUGGUGGUGGUACCACCACUAUGUACCGCAUACACCCGGCUAAAAGACUCCCUGUAACUGAAGCCCCAUGGGUCUUUAUACUGGGGUGGGUCUUAUCCUGUGCAACCAGAAAUUGAGGACCCCCCUUUUUGGCAGUUACGGGAUAAGACCCCUUUCCAGUCAACUAGGGGUUGACCUGAUUGUCUGCGUCAGCACAAUUCGUGCCAUUUUCGCGUCGGCCCAUUAGGUGGCCCCGCAUGGAGCGCCGUGAGUAGCGAUGCUUUUUAAGCGCGAUCUCAGGAAACAGGUCUCGAGACUCCCUAGCUGCAUCUCCCAGUCUCGGAGACGGACUCAGGGUGCUGCUGUAACACUUUUCUACCUGAGUUGUUAUAAUUUCACGUGUAUAACAUAGGCCCCGGGCCUCAUGUAUUUGCCUCCGAUUAAAAGACACCCCUAAAAAAAAAAAAAAAAAACGGGGCAGGAUAAGACCCUAGGAUCUGUUAGCCAGGUAAAUACGGUAUGCC